Messenger RNA from Erinaceus europaeus (western European hedgehog), 984 nucleotides. Its product is annotated as cysteine-rich secretory protein 3-like. The record is from RefSeq and is a predicted model, not a curated record. NCBI's taxonomy places the organism in Eukaryota, Metazoa, Chordata, Mammalia, Eulipotyphla, Erinaceidae. Gene Ontology annotation, cellular component: extracellular region. Bases 138 to 866 code for a protein of 242 amino acids. The transcript has 8 exons.
AUAGGAAACAGGCAUAAGACACGCACGUAUAUAUACCUUGCUAAUUCCUCUCUCUCCCUAAUUUCUUCUUCCUAGAGAAAAAACAGAUACUCCAUUCUGCUCUGAGAACUGACAGCAAGCACUAACGCCUUUAAGCGAUGGCAUUAUCCCUGGCAUUGCUGUUCCUGACUGCUAUGUUCAUGCCCUUCUUUUAUGUAAAUGGACAGAAUCCAGAUAUCAAUCGUCUGUCAACUACCCGACCAGAAGUCCAAAAGGAAAUUGUGGAUGUUCACAAUAUUGCAAGAAGAAACGCUUCUGCCACCAAUAUGCUGAAGAUGGGAUGGAACAGUUUGGCAGAAAAAAAUGCUAGAAAAUGGGCACAACAUUGUAUUUAUGAACACAGCAAAGGAGAGGAUCGAAUGGCCGAUAUAGGCGCUUGUGGUGAGAAUCUCUUUAUGUCAAGUGUUCCAUCUACGUGGUCAGAAGCGAUUCAAAGCUGGGAUAAUGAGAAAUAUGAUUUCACAUAUGGUGUAGGUCCAAAGAGUCCCCAAGCAAUGGUCGGUCACUAUACGCAGGUUGUUUGGUUCUCAUCUUACCAAGUUGGAUGUGCAGUUGCCUACUGUGCCAACCAGGCGUUAAAAUACUUCUAUGUUUGUCAAUAUUGUCCUGCUGGUAAUAUUCAACCCAGAUUAUAUACGCCUUUCGAACAAGGGAAGCCCUGCGCAAGAUGUCCUGGUGCCUGUGACAAUGGGCUGUGCACCAAUAGCUGUGAAUAUGUUGAUGACUAUUCUAACUGUGACAGUUUGAAGGCACAGGUGUCAUGUAAUCAUCCUCUCGUUAAGAAAAGCUGCAAGGCUUCCUGCAACUGUCAAGGCAAAAUCUAUUAAGUCUUCAGUAUGGACUGUGCAAUGCCAUGUCAUCUCCUUGUCUGGCUUUUACUGACAUCAAGAUUGUAUGCAUGUAAAUUCAAAUUUAAUUCCAAACGGUUAUGACUCUUUAUUACUA